AAGUUACUGGUUUUACAACCAGGGGCUUAUAAAUGUAUUGUAUCCAGAGAUGUUACUUUCAAUGAAUGUGAUUUUCCUUGUAAAAGAACUGAUACUGCUUCAAGUAAGUAUGCAGGUGUUUCUGAUGGAAAUUUCUUUGAAUCUUUGGAUGAUGAUGACUCUUUGUAUAAAGAGGAUCAUAGUGGAAUUCUCCACAAUGAUGCAAAUGAUUAUUCAGAGUCUGACACAGAUCAACAAGAUGACCUCAAUGGAGGUGAACAGGUAGUGGUGAGUUCAGACUCACAAGGGAGUUGGAGCAAAUGGAUGUUAAAACUGCUUUUUUGCAUGGAGACUUAAAAGAAACCAUUUU
Cuscuta epithymum is the source of this 349-nucleotide messenger RNA. Lineage: Eukaryota; Viridiplantae; Streptophyta; Magnoliopsida; Solanales; Convolvulaceae. The record is from the annotation of a GenBank genome assembly.